UGCUGCUACUUGUUGUGUGCGAAAUUCGACGCUCCGGCGCUGUGACUCAUGGUGCAAAAGUGAACGAUUUUGAGCCUGACGCUUAUGGAUGUAUUGAUCGAGAGUAUCGGAAACCUGUGUGCGAAGUGAUUUAUCGAAUCCUUCUGGUGUGCCUGACAUGGCAGAAUUUUGCGGAACGUUUCUUCGCCCGUGAAAAAGAAACUUUUAUAACCGUUAACGCGACGUAAGAUGCCUGACUCUAUGCUGAUGCCCUGGGCUUUGUUUGCACGGAGAACAAUGAGAGAAAGAGGUUACGCUUUGUGAACAACCCCGUGUGCGUUUUGUAUAACUUAGCGACAGUGCUGCCGCGAGAGUUCUUCGUUCGAGUAACUGCUGGUUGACAUGUGAGCGAAGUCUGACUCUGCCUUCGUAGUUCUAGAAUGGAAAUGUACUCCGUGUUCAGCGUUCUGGUGCCGCUGCUGGUGGUGCAAGCGGAAACGGUUUCUGGAUUACAGAGUGAAACUGUGAAAGUAUGGCACCUGAGCCCCACGUACAGAGUUCUGCUUGUGACGAGCUGUCAAGAAGCUGGUGCGCUGCACUGGAGAAUGUACAACAGAACGUGGUCCCCAAAGUGCUUACAACCCCACGGGUCGACGUUGAGCUUCUGUCUGUGCUUGUUAAGGACUAGUACGCCCGCUUUUAGGACUCGACGGUCGCUUGAAGGGAAUUCCGCAGAAGAAAGUGGAGGCAACAACUUGGCCACUGUUGUAUCACCAAACAGUAGUGGAACAUUCGCAUUUUCUUCAGUUAUGAAUCGUCGUGUUCGCGAUGUGAGUUCUGUGACCGCACUGAAGGGAAAGUCAGUGAACCUCAUAUGUCCAAUGUACGUGACAACGUGGGGCUCCGUCUCCUGGGAGAAAGGAACCAGCAGAAUUCCGUUCACGCACCGGCAGCGGGUGCAGCCGGAUGGAAGCCUCUCCAUCAGAGACUUGCAACAGGCCACUGACGAUGGGGACUAUGUCUGCAAGUUUACGGAUGCUCGGAACCAAAAACACACGGGCAAGGUGCUUCUUCGAGUAUCAGCUCCCCCAGAGAUCUCUCCGUUUGAUUUUCGGGGAGACAUGAGAGUGGGCAUGAGGUUUCGCGUCUUCUGCACUGCCACGCAAGGAGACCCCCCCUUUGUCUUCAGCUGGCUCAAAGACGGCGUCACUGUGGAUGGACCCCUUGCUCGAGUGCUGGGACUAGGUGUGCAGAGCCAGCGUGACUUCAGCAUGCUGUCUACGGACAGCUUGAGACUGGAACACUCUGGAAACUAUACUUGCAUGGUGAAGAAUCAAGCGGCCACUGCCACGUACUCGGCUGUGUUGAGAGUUAAUGACCCUCCAAAAUGGAAAGUGGAGCCUGAGGAUGUGGCUGUGAUUCAGGGAAGGAACGUCCAGCUUCAAUGCAGUGCAACCGGAACGCCGCCACCUUCAAUAUCGUGGAUGGUAGCAGCAGACCUGAACCGAGAAGAAUUCCUGCCUAUAUAUAACAGCCACAAAUACGUCGUUUUUCCCAAUGGAACGCUCGUCAUAAACAACGUCGAGCAAAACGAAUCUGGCUACUAUCUCUGCAAGGCAUCAAAUGGAUACGGCGAGGUUCUCAGCAAGUUAAUCUUCAUUACUCUCAAACGGCCUCCAAAAUUUGACGUGAAAUUUAGAGCACACGCAGUGAAGGGCGGAGAGAAGGCUCGUCUGCAGUGCACUGCAGUGGGCGAUCAUCCGAUCGUCCUUUCCUGGGCAAAGAACAACGAGAGAAUUCUUGAUACCAGCAAGUACAGAAUUUCUACACUGAGCAACCAGACAUCCGCAAUGACAACUUCGACAUUGAUCGUCGCGUCUGACACUGUCGAGGACUCUGGAAUCUACAGUUGCUUCGCCAAGAAUCACUAUGGGUCGGAUGAAACCAGCAUGCGACUGCUCGUCCAGGAGGUACCGGGAUCGCCGGCGAACCUGACCGUCACCAACGCCACUGCCAGCAGCAUCACAUUGACGUGGAUGGAACCGUUUCGUGGAAACAGCGCCAUCACAAGGUUCCUUGUGCAGUACAGAGAAGCGGGCACAGAUGAUGCGUCGGCUUUAAGAAACCAAACGACGGAUGGCACGCAUAACUCAACUAUAAUCUUGGGCCUUCGUCCUUCGCGGGUGAUAAGUCUAAGAGUCAAAGCCGAGAACGGUGUUGGAUGGGGACCUUUCAGCAGUUGGGUUACUGCCAACACUGAGGAAGACAGCCCUGCCAGCGCGCCCGUUAACAUAACCGCAAGACCUACAGGACCAAACUCCAUCAAGAUAACUUGGCAGCCUCCAAAGGAAGAAGAUUGGAAUGGACAUCUGAAGGGCUACUACAUCAGCUACAGACCUGCGGGCUCGAAUGAACAGUACUACCACAAGACAAUAGACGUACAUAAUCCACACCAACGACAGGAGCUACACCUGACCAAUUUGCGCCUUUCGAUGUCCUACGCCGUAGCCAUCCAAGCUUUCACAAGCAAGGGGGCUGGACCGAGGUCGGAAGAGUUUGUAGUCAAGACACUUGACGAUGUACCACCCAGCCCGCCUACUCUGGAGGUGAUGUCCGUCACUGCCGACUCUGUAACACUGGGGUGGACCCUAAAGACGGCCUUCGGCAAUCCCGUCACAGAGUACAUGCUUUACCGCCGCAAGGAUAUGGAACAUUGGCUUGAGACCCCCAUAUCAACCGUGGAGCCAUCAUACACAGUGCGUGAACUGGAGUGCGGCACUACGUAUCAAUUUUACAUGACUGCGCAUAAUUCUUUGGGAAGAAGUGAGCCAAGUGAUGUCAUCCGAAUCAAGACUGAUGGAGCAGCUCCACUCUCCCCAAGCAAAGACGACUUCAUUCAUCCAGCUCAGCACCACGCCACUUUAAAUCUGCAUAGCUGGAAAAGUGGCGGUUGUGAGUUGCUUGAAUACUCCAUUAGAAUUCGCGAUGGAAGUGGACAGCCCUGGACCACACUUGCUGAGAGUGUAGCUGCAAAUCAGAGCCAGUUUUUGAUCAAACACCUUACGCCUGGAGUGUCGUACAGCGUCCACGUCGUCGCAAAAUCGACAGCUGGAGCAACUGAAGCACAAUAUACGUUCACCACAUACAACGGAACUGCCCAUAUCGCAUCCGUUGGAGCAACAUCAUCUCAUUCCAAGAAAACAUCCUUGUCAAGUGUCACGGACUUGGAGAUUUUGAUUCCUGUUCUGGUAUCCAGCUUCGUUGUCGUCGUUGUCAUCAUCGUAGGAUUCAUUUUGUGCUCUCGGGAGUCACUAUGCACCACAAAUAGACAAGGUGCCCCAGCUGAGUACCAGUGGAACUAUCCUGAAGAAAUUUUAGCCAUGAAAGACAUGCCCAAUGGUUCUGAGUGCACACCCGAGGAAGGAAUCCGUCGCUCAGGCUCACAUGCUGGCUCUCCAUACACAGCCAGCCAAUCCAUUUACGAACAGAGGGCUGAAAUCGACGACGGACGACAUCCCUAUGCCAUGCCAUAUGAUAUCCGGCACAGCAAUUCAUCACAAGCAUGUGGAUGUGAAGACCAGGCAAACUCAAGCACGCUAAAUCGACGCGCUGACCAGAAGCUACAUGGGUCAAAUAUCUACAUCAGUCGACAGAGCCUGUCACACCAGAAGCAACGGGAACGACCUUAUGAGCCUUUAACUGUGAAGUUGAAUGCCUACGAGCCCAAUGGAAUUACCCCGCUGCCUUCCAGGAAAGACCACGUUGACGUUGACGCUUGACGGUCACUCCAUGGUCCGAAAUGCAUUCAAGAUGAGUGUCCAUGCUUCAACGGUGCUCUCGAUACAGAAAGAGAAGUUCCCAGUGGUUCGGGCGGGGGACAUCGUAAAGCCGCCAACAUUUUACACACCUUCAGUGCUCCGUCUAGAACAUUUGAACGUGACAUUCCGCUGCUCCCAUGACGAUGAUGGGCAAGGCAUGGACUGUUAAUACUGAGACGUCCACAGGUGUUGUCCAGAACUCACCAGGUAUUCAUGUUUGUAUUCACGGACGUUAUCACCCAGAAGGGUGCGUGGCGUACUCACACCCUGUGUUGCGCAAGACAAGAGCCAGGUAAAUUUUGCGGAUACGAGAAAGGUUAUCUCAUAUUCCUGAUGUUGCGGAAAUGUUUUGAGAUGUUCCGUGGCAUGCCCACUGUGAUUCACUAACAUACUCGUACAUCCAUCUGUGCUUUGAAGUUUCUCUGGCAUUGUGUACUAUCAAUGUGAAGAACGUCUGCUCAACCAAGAGGAUCGUCGGUUGCUGUAGUAAAGGGAACACAGAAACAGGACUGCGAUGGAAGUGUUCCUGAUGGGAAAAAGCCAUGUGGUCGUCACAAUGAAGAAAUAUAAGACUGAAGGACAUUGCAUGCACUCUAGCAGAAUGUCACAGAAAGGGAAUGGAGAACACAAAUCCCUUGAUGGGUGUGAAAUAAAGCCCACAGUUGAUGUUA
Molecule: messenger RNA, 4468 nt
Organism: Ornithodoros turicata
Lineage: Eukaryota; Metazoa; Arthropoda; Arachnida; Ixodida; Argasidae
Product: cell adhesion molecule DSCAM-like
Exons: 19
Coding region: 420-3758 (1112 amino acids)
Biological process (GO): cell-cell adhesion
Molecular function (GO): protein binding
Source: RefSeq, a predicted model, not a curated record